AUGGCUUCGACCUUGAAAAAUCAUAAGACAGCUGCGGCCGCGGCAGUAGCCACUGCUGGUGCCGCCGGUGCCGGAAAGGGCAACUUCGGUUGGCUGGCCCACGUGAAAUACGAACAUCUGAUGGCUGGCAUUUCCGGUGGGGUCACAUCAACACUUCUUCUACAUCCUCUGGAUCUGAUCAAGAUCCGGUUUGCCGUGAAUGAUGGACGAACGGCAUCGGUGCCACAGUAUCGUGGGUUGACCAGCGCAUUCCUAACGAUAUUCCGCCAGGAAGGCUUCCGCGGGCUGUACAAAGGAGUCACCCCGAACAUGUGGGGUUCCGGCAGUGCGUGGGGAUUCUAUUUUAUGUUCUACAAUACGAUAAAGACAUGGAUACAGGAUGGAAAUACGGCGCAACCCUUAGGACCUACGCUCCACAUGCUGGCGGCAGCCGAAGCAGGCGUUCUAACGCUUGCCAUGACCAACCCGAUCUGGGUGGUGAAGACGAGGCUAUGUCUGCAGUGUAAUGAGCGCGUUACGGCCGGUUCCGGUACCGGUUAUGCCGGUAUGGUUGACGGUCUUACUAAAAUCUACCGCACGGAGGGCAUUCGAGGACUGUACAGGGGAUUCGUACCGGGAAUGUUUGGUGUAUCGCACGGAGCACUCCAGUUCAUGACAUACGAGGAAAUGAAGAACAAAUACAACCAGCACCGCAAACGACCGAUCGACGCCAAACUGACGACAUCCGAGUACUUGACAUUUGCCGCCGUUUCGAAAUUAAUUGCAGCCGCCGGUACCUACCCGUACCAAGUAAUACGGGCGCGUCUGCAGGAUCAAAACCAUAGCUAUAAGGGCACCUGGGAUUGCGUGAAGCUCACAUGGAGAUAUGAAUCGUGGCGCGGAUUCUAUAAAGGUCUCGGUCCGAACCUGACCCGGGUCAUCCCGGCGACGAUGGUUACGUUUGUAACGUACGAACAUGUAUCACACUAUCUAUUGGAUAAAAACAAAGCCAGGAGCAAUGCGCACUAAAGCAUGGGAAGU
Messenger RNA from Anopheles marshallii, 1020 nucleotides. Its product is annotated as mitochondrial folate transporter/carrier. Gene Ontology annotation, biological process: folate import into mitochondrion; mitochondrial transport; nucleotide transport. Gene Ontology annotation, cellular component: mitochondrial membrane; mitochondrion. The record is from RefSeq and is a predicted model, not a curated record. Lineage: Eukaryota; Metazoa; Arthropoda; Insecta; Diptera; Culicidae. Gene Ontology annotation, molecular function: folic acid transmembrane transporter activity; FAD transmembrane transporter activity. The transcript has 5 exons. Bases 1 to 1008 code for a protein of 335 amino acids.